This is a messenger RNA of Aquila chrysaetos chrysaetos, 6532 nucleotides long. Its product is annotated as rho GTPase-activating protein 35. NCBI's taxonomy places the organism in Eukaryota, Metazoa, Chordata, Aves, Accipitriformes, Accipitridae. The transcript has 6 exons. Bases 294 to 4811 code for a protein of 1505 amino acids. Gene Ontology annotation, molecular function: GTPase activity; GTP binding. The record is from RefSeq and is a predicted model, not a curated record. Gene Ontology annotation, biological process: signal transduction.
CUGAAACACUGAUGGUUGUUUCUUUUUCUCCUAGGGGGAAACGUCGGCCGUCCAAUGAUGGGGACCAGCAAGAACGGAAGCACUGCUGGUAUGUACAGGAUGGGAAUGACGAACUUCAUCACCCCAGCGCCCUGCCUGGCUUGAGAACUUUCUCCCCGCCUUCCACUGAGCUCCCAAGUCGCACCGGGUGCUGGAAACACUAAUCCUCUCGAGUGCCGGAAACACUAAUCCUCUUGGGUGCCAGAAACACUGAUCCUCUCGGAAGCAGUUGACUGGGACAGGAUGUGUGGACAAUGAUGAUGGCAAGAAAGCAAGAUGUUCGCAUUCCCACCUAUAACAUUAGUGUGGUGGGAUUGUCUGGAACGGAGAAGGAGAAGGGGCAGUGUGGCAUUGGGAAAUCCUGCCUUUGCAACCGGUUUGUACGGCCCAGCGCGGAUGAGUUUCAUUUGGACCACACUUCGGUUCUCAGCACCAGUGACUUUGGGGGAAGGGUGGUCAAUAAUGACCAUUUCCUCUACUGGGGGGAAGUUGUGCGUUCCCUGGAGGACUGCGUCGAAUGUAAAAUGCAUGUUGUGGAGCAGACAGAGUUUAUCGAUGACCAGACCUUUCAGCCUCACCGCAGCACGGCCCUGCAGCCCUAUAUCAAGAGGGCUGCUGCGACCAAACUGGCAUCGGCUGAAAAGCUCAUGUACUUUUGCACUGAUCAGCUUGGGCUGGAACAGGACUUUGAACAAAAACAGAUGCCGGAUGGAAAGCUGCUGGUGGAUGGCUUUCUUCUCUGCAUUGAUGUUAGCAGGGGUAUGAACAGGAACUUUGAUGAUCAGCUCAAAUUUGUUUCAAACCUUUACAAUCAACUAGCGAAAACAAAAAAGCCCAUCGUGGUGGUCCUGACAAAGUGUGACGAAGGCGUGGAGCGGUACAUUAGGGAUGCACAUACUUUUGCCUUAAGCAAAAAGAACCUCCAGGUCGUGGAGACGUCAGCUAGAUCCAAUGUGAACAUUGACUUGGCUUUCAGCACCUUAGUGCAGCUGAUAGAUAAAAGCCGGGGAAAGACUAAAAUCAUCCCCUACUUCGAAGCUUUGAAACAGCAAAGUCAACAGAUAGCUGCUGCUAAAGACAAGUAUGAGUGGCUGGUCAGCCGCAUCGUCAAAAACCACAACGAGACAUGGUCAAACGUGAGCCGCAAGAUGCAGUCCUCUCCAGAGUAUCAGGAUUACGUCUACCUGGAAGGAACGCAGAAAGCCAAAAAGCUGUUUCUGCAGCACGUCCACCGCCUCAAGCAGGAGCACAUAGAGCGCCGGCGGAAGAUGUAUCUCGCCAUGCUUCCUCAAGCGUUUGAAGCCCUCAUCCCGGACCUGGACGAAAUAGAUCACCUGAGCUGCAUAAAAGUGGAGAAGCUCUUGGAGACGAAGCCGGACUUUCUGAAAUGGUUUAUUGUCCUGGAAGAGACGCCCUGGGAUGCCACAAGCCACAUUGACAACACAGAGAACGAGCGCAUUCCCUUCGACCUGAUGGAGACUCAGCCUGCCGAGCAGCUCUACGAAGCUCAUUUAGAAAAGCUGAGGAACGAGAGGAAAAGGGCAGAAAUGAGAAGAGCUUUCAAAGAAAACCUGGAGACUUCCCCUUUCAUCACACCCGGGAAGCCCUGGGAGGAAGCGCGCAGUUUCAUUAUGAACGAGGAUUUUUACAUGUGGCUGGAGGAGUCUAUUUAUAUGGAUAUCUACAGCAAACACCAAAAACAGAUUAUAGAAAAGGCGAAGGAGGAGUUUCAGGAGCUGCUCUUGGAGUACUCGGAGCUGUUUUACGAACUGGAGCUUGACGCUAAACCCAGCAAGGAGAAAAUGGGCGUCAUUCAGGAUGUCUUGGGUGAAGAGCAAAGGUUCAAAGCCCUGCAGAAGCUGCAGGCUGAGCGGGACGCCCUUAUUUUGAAGCACAUCCACUUCGUGUACCACCCGACAAAGGAAACGUGUCCUAGCUGCCCGGUUUGCAUAGACUCUAAAAUCGAGCACCUGAUCAGCUCCCGCUUCAUCAGGCCCUCUGAACGCAACCAGAAGAACUUGCUUUCGGACUCCAACAUCGACAGGAUCAAUCUGGUGAUCCUUGGCAAGGACGGUUUGGCACGCGAGCUGGCCAAUGAGAUCCGGGCGCUCUGCACCAACGAUGACAAAUAUGUGAUCGAAGGUAAGAUGUAUGAGCUGUCCCUGAGGCCAAUAGAGGGCAACGUCCGGCUCCCUGUUAACUCUUUCCAGACACCUACCUUUCAGCCUCAUGGUUGUCUCUGCCUUUACAACUCAAAGGAGUCGUUGUCCUAUGUGGUGGAAAGCAUCGAAAAGAGCAGAGAGUCAACCAUCGGCAGGAGGGAUAAUCACUUGGUUCACCUUCCUCUGACGCUCAUCCUCGUUAACAAGAGGGGGGACACCAGUGGCGAGACGCUACAUAGCUUGAUACAGCAAGGCCAGCAGAUCGCGAGCAAGCUGCAGUGUGUCUUUCUGGAUCCCGCAUCUGCUGGCAUCGGGUACGGCCGUAACAUCAAUGAGAAGCAAAUCAGCCAGGUUUUGAAGGGGCUGCUGGACUCAAAACGCAACUUAAACCUCGUCAGCUCAACCUCCAGCAUCAAAGACCUGGCGGACGUUGACCUUCGGAUCGUCAUGUGCUUGAUGUGUGGAGAUCCGUUCAGCGCAGACGACAUCCUUUUACCCAUCCUGCAGUCCCAGACCUACAGACCUUCACAGUGCGGCAGCAGCAGCUCCGUCCUCCUCGAGUUAUCCAUUGGGCCGCACAAGAGGCGCGUGGAGCUCUCGCUCCUUUCCUACCAUUCCUCCUUUAGCAUUAGGAAAAGCCGGCUCGUCCAUGGGUACAUUGUCUUUUACUCGGCGAAACGCAAGGCAUCCCUGGCCAUGCUACGUGCCUUUCUCUGCGAGGUGCAGGAUAUCAUCCCCAUACAAGUUGUGGCGCUUACGGACGGCUCCAUAGACAUCCUGGACAACGACUUGAGCAGAGAGCAGCUCACCGAGGGUGAGGAGAUCGCCCAGGAGAUUGAUGGCAAGUUCACCACGAUACCUUGUAGCCAGCCACAGCAUAAACUGGAGAUUUUCCACUCAUUUUUUAAGGACGUGGUGGAGAAAAAAAACAUCAUCGAAGCCACCCACAUGUACGACAACGUGGCCGAAGCCUGCAGCACGACAGAGGAGGUGUUCAACUCGCCUCGAGCAGGCUCCCCUCUCUGCAACUCCAACCUGCAGGACUCGGAGGAGGACAUCGAGCCCCCCACCUACAGCCCCUUCAGAGAGGACACGUCCAUGCCCGCCCUGCCCAAAGACCACUCGAAGCUUUCCAUGGAGCUGGAGGGGAACGAUGGCUUGUCUUUCAUUUCCGUCAUGAGCACUUUUGAAAGCAAGCUGAACAACAAAGUACCUCCUCCAGUGAAACCAAAGCCCCCUGUGCAUUUUGACAUUACAAAGGGAGACCUGUCAUAUUUGGAGCAGGGGCAUCGGGACGGGCAGAGGAAGUCCAUGUCUUCUAGUAGCUGGUUGCCCACAGACUGCUUUGAUCCUUCCGAUUACGCUGAACCAAUGGACGCUGUGGUCAAACCCAGAAAUGAAGAGGAGAACAUCUACUCCGUGCCUCAUGACAGCACCCAGGGCAAGAUUAUCACCAUCCGAAAUAUUAACAAAACCCAAUCGAAUGGCAGUGGCAACGGCUCGGACAGCGAGAUGGACACCAGCUCCCUGGAGCGGGGCCGCAAGGUGUCUGUCGUUAGCAAGCCCGUGCUGUAUCGGACGCGCUGCACGAGGCUGGGCAGGUUUGCUAGCUACCGAACCAGCUUCAGUGUUGGGAGCGACGAUGAGCUGGGACCCAUUCGAAAGAAAGAGGAGGACCAGGCUUCCCAAGGGUAUAAAGGCGAUAAUGCCGUUAUCCCCUAUGAAACGGCUGAUGGGGAAGAUCCGAGGAGGAGGAACAUCCUGCGCAGCCUGAGAAGGACGACGAAGAAGCCAAAGCCCAAACCUCGGCCGUCCAUCACGAAGACGACAUGGGAAAGCAACUAUUUUGGGGUGCCUUUGACCAAUGUAGUGACUCCAGAGAAACCCAUCCCCAUCUUUAUUGAGAGAUGCAUUGAGUACAUCGAAGCAACAGGGCUGAGCACUGAAGGCAUCUAUCGCGUGAGCGGAAACAAGUCAGAGAUGGAGAGCCUGCAGCGGCAGUUUGACCAGGAUCACGGGCUGGACCUGGCCGAGAAGGAUUUCACUGUCAACACCGUGGCCGGUGCCAUGAAGAGUUUCUUCUCCGAGCUGCCUGAGCCCCUGGUCCCUUAUACCAUGCAGGUUGACCUGGUGGAAGCCCACAAAAUCAACGACCGGGAGCAGAAGCUCCAUGCACUGAAGGAAGUGCUGAGGAAGUUUCCCAAGGAGAACUAUGAGGUCUUCAAAUACGUCAUCGGGCACUUGAACAAGGUCAGCCACAACCAUCGGGUGAACCUGAUGACCAGCGAGAACCUCUCCAUCUGCUUCUGGCCCACCCUGAUGAGACCCGACUUCAGCACGAUGGACGCCCUGACGGCCACCCGCACCUACCAGACAAUCAUCGAACUCUUCAUCCAGCAGUGCCCCUUCUUUUUCUACAACCGGCCCAUCCUCGAGCCCCCCAGCGCCACUCCUGGUUCUCCAUCCGCCGCCUCCCCUGGCGCCCCUUUCCUCCCCGCAACGCCAGGCACGACUCAGCCCUCGCCUCCCCGGACCCCACCGCCAUCACCACAGUCACCCGUCCAGCCACUCGUCCCAGCCCAGCUCCACACGGAGCAGCACACACUGUGAGCUGGUGCUGGGGAAAAAAAAAACAAAAAACAAAAAACAACAAAAACCAACCGGAAAAAAAAAAACCACAAGAAUCUUGGUCUGGUCUGGGGCGCCCAGCGGAGAUGGGGAAGCGAACGCCGGGCUUGGGCUCGCCCUCUCCUGCCCCAGAGCAGACUUGGGCAUGGUGGGAGCACACCGGGACAGCCGGACUUGGGGCCCCAGGAGGAUUUUUCCCCACCUUUCGGUUUGGGCAGGGGGUUGAGGAGUGGAUCCGGCACCAGUGGGACGGUGGGGCUGAGCCAGCGGACCCAUGUGCCAGGGCGCUCAGCAGAUUGGACGCUUCUCCGGCUGCCCCUGGACUUUUCGGCUCGGCCCCGGCGCCACCAAACACCCUCGCAUUCCACGGGACGCAGCUGGCAGCUCACCUGGUGCUGUCUGAAGCUCAUCCUAUGUGGCCCAAGGCUCGUCUGGCACAUCCCAGCUUGCCCAGCAUGGCCCAGCACGGCCCAGGGCUCAUCCAACAUGCUGUGGUACAGCCUGAGGCCCAUCUGGUGUGGUCUGGCAUGGGCUGAUGCUCAUCCAAUGGGACCUGAGGUUCAUCCAGUGUGAUCCGGCACAGCCCCAGGCUUGUUCGAUGCAGCCCAAGGCUCAUCCGACAUGGUCAUCCAGCACAGCCCAAGGCUUAUCCAAAAUGGUCCAGCAUGGCCCAAGGCUCAUCCAGAAUGGUCCAGCAUGGCCCGAGGCUCAUCCCACAUGGUCCAGCAUGGCCCGAGGAUCACCUGACAUGGUCCAGGAUGGCCUGAGGGUCUUCCAAAAUGGUCCAGCAUGGCCUGAGGCUCACCCAGCAUGGUCCAGCAUGGCCCAAGGUUCAUCCGACAUGGUCCAGCACACCCGAGGAUCAUCCCACGUGGUCCAGCUUAACCCACACUUCAUCCCACAUGGUCCAACAUAGCCCAAGGUUUGUCUGAUGUGGCCAGAGGCUCAGCCGACAUGUCGUGAGGGUCAUCCGACACAUCCCAAGACUCAUCCGAGAUGACCCAAGGCUCAUCCAACGUCACCCGGUGCAUCCCGGGAGUCAUCCAAUGAAUCCCAGGAUCUCCCUGGGGCCCCCCCACCCCACUUUCCACCCGUCCCCCAAAAAGCCUUCAUGGGUGUCCAGCGUUGCCUUUUGGCCAGGACCCUCCCACCCCACCCUGCGGUUUCCGUCCCUCUCCAGGGAUUUUGGCAUUAAGCACUUACCGGAGGGGAGGGGGUUGGGCCCGCUGCCCCCACCUCCACCCCCAACCCCGUUUUUGGCUGGAUUUGCGGGUUUUCCUCCAGAAAAGCCGGUGCCAAUUUUGGAGUUGGGUUCAAUGCGUUUCAGCUUGGGGAAGGAAAGCUGGAAUUUGGCUGCGGCAAGGACACCUGGUUCGCCUUGGGGGAUGGGGUUUGGGUGCCCUGGGGAAUGGGGGGGGUGCCCAGGUCGCCUGGGUCCCCCUGGGACGGGGGGGGGGGGGGGGGGCGGUGGCUCGGUCACCUGGAUCCCACAGGAAAGGGGGUUUGGACCCCUGGGGGAUGGGGACACUCGGAUGUCCACAUGGGUUCUUCCCCCACCCCUCCUCUCAGUACCAGGGUGGUUUUAAACUGGAUUUUCAUGGUACCACUGGGAGAGCACGGGGAAGGCUCCCGCCGCCCCUCCUGGGUCUCUUCGCACUUUAAGACACCUCCAAAACCCCCCCUUAACCCCCUGCCACUGGUGA